Molecule: messenger RNA, 1703 nt
Organism: Selaginella moellendorffii
Lineage: Eukaryota; Viridiplantae; Streptophyta; Lycopodiopsida; Selaginellales; Selaginellaceae
Exons: 14
Coding region: 31-1377 (448 amino acids)
Biological process (GO): protein localization to plasma membrane; GPI anchor biosynthetic process
Cellular component (GO): endoplasmic reticulum; membrane
Molecular function (GO): glucosaminyl-phosphatidylinositol O-acyltransferase activity
Source: RefSeq, a predicted model, not a curated record
AUGUGAGAGCGUGAAUUCGUGGAUUCGACGAUGGGGCAGCUCAAUCCAAACAAGCAUUUGAAAGAAGAGUUUGUGAGCAACUUGCAAGGCUCUUCCAAGAUCGAGAUUGCGGCACUCUCGGCGCUCAUACCGGCCCUUGUUAUUCUCCGGAGCUUUGCAAUCUUGCCACAAAAGGGUUUUUGGACAUGCCUCGCUUUGGAUUUUACUUUCAUUGUUCUUCCUACCGUCUUGAGCCUCACGGUGUUUGCGGACAAAGUUUAUGGAAUCGCGCUUCUCGUUUCCAUUCUCUUGGGAAUGAGUAGUUUCCUGCCAUUUCUGGAGCGAGAAAAGCUAAAGUCCUCUUCUAUUCCAUUCAAAAGGCCGUUCCUGACAUACUAUAGAUUUAUUAUGAUACUGGUUACUUGCGUUACAAUCCUAGCUGUGGACUUCACUGCUUUUCCUCGCAGAUAUGCCAAGACCGAGACUUAUGGCACUGGCUUGAUGGAUCUAGGCGUUGGAUCGUUUGUUGCUGCGAAUGCUAUAGUCUCCAGACAAGCAAGAAGUCGAGAUCUUCUAAGGACUAGAACCGUGGACAUUCUUAAAAGCGUGAGUCCAUUGCUGGCUCUGGGUUUUGCGAGACUUAUAGCGACGAAAGGAGCAGAUUAUCAGGUUCACGUAGGGGAAUAUGGCGUCCACUGGAACUUUUUCUUCACUUUGGCGGCUGUUUCUCUUCUUACUUCAGUAAUUCGCAUGCCUGUUUCGUAUUGUGGAUAUCUUGGGCUUGGCAUACUGUCAGUGCAUCAGUUCACCCUUCGCUGCGGUUUAAAAGAUUACAUUCUUUCCCCGCACAGGAGUUCCGGACUUGUUGAUUUGAACAAAGAAGGCAUUUUCAGCAUCUUUGGAUACUGGAGCUUGUACCUCCUGUCUGUCCAUCUUGGACAACACAUAUUUUUCAAUCCGGGAGGCUUCUUGAAAUGGAUAGCUUCGUCCUCAAAUGAAAACAGCCGCUGGCUAAGCAUAGCGGAGCUUUGGCUUCUUGAUGGGGCUCUGUGGCUUUUGGUUGUGGUGCUUGACUCAAUCGUAGAGAACGUUUCACGCCGCACGUGUAACAUGGCGUACGUGAUGUUUGUCCUCGCCCAAAACUUAGAGGUUAUGGCCAUCUUUGCCUCGGCGGAAGCGUUUCUCUCAUCAAAACUCGUCCUUGUAGAGGCCGUCGACGACAAUAUGUUAUUGACAUUCUUAGUGGCAAACGUACUCACUGGUCUGGUGAACCUGUCCAUGGACACGAUAUUUGUUCUUCCAGGCCUUUCGGUUGUCAUCGUGGUUGGCUACAUGGCACUUCUUGUUGCCAUAGUCGCUAUGUUCAAAGUCUACAAAAUUCGAGCGAAGUUUUGGUAGUACCAGCAAAUUUCAAACGAUUAUCCGGUGGAGCAAGCAGGUUUCCUGCCGCACCACAGACUUUUGACACGCUCUGCAGCUUACAUGUAACCAAGUAAAGACAUCCAGGUUUCGGAAGAAGGCUCUCCAGGCGUGCUUCACAGCGCCAUCCGGCUCUUCCGAGCAGAUCAACCAUUUGCGUGAAGAACAUCAACCACGACAUGGCCGCUCUGGUUUGUGAUGCCAUUGCGAGAGAUCUGAGUGAUUCAUAUAGCAGUUAAAUUAAUGUUUUCUAGUUAACAGCGAUCGCUUGUACCAUCCAACAGAGUAGAACAGUCGAACUCGUC